GACGUCAGAUGGCUAAGAAACAACCGGCGCGCUGAACGUAAGAACGGCGUGUGUUCGCUGCUGUGGUUCAACUGGAAAUCACUUUUUUGUGAGUCACUAUGGCGUCGGAUGAUAUCGCUCUGCUGGCUGAUGCUCUUUCAAAGACCCACGUCGGGGAUGGAGAGUUGAGCUUUAAAGGCCUGGGACUGAAGCUGGACAACGCGGAAUCAGUGGAGGAGCUGGUCCAUGACAUCGAGCAGUACCAUGGUCUGAGAGCUCUGCGUCUGGAGGGCAAUACUGUGGGGGUGGAUGCAGCUCGAGCCAUUGCCAAAGCUCUGGAGAAUAAAGACCAGCUCGAGAGAUGCUACUGGAGUGACAUGUUCACCGGGAGGUUGCGCUCUGAAAUCCCAACUGCUCUGAGGUCCCUCGGUAGUGCCUUAAUGACUGCAGGGGCCCGGCUAACGGAGCUUGACCUGAGCGAUAACGCCUUUGGGCCUGAUGGCGUGAGGGGAAUCGAGCAGCUGCUGAAGAGCCCCUCUUGCCACUCUCUGAGGGAGCUGAGGCUCAACAACUGUGGCGUGGGGAUCGGAGGUGGAAAGAUCCUGGCUGAAGCUCUGAUCGACUGCCACAGAAAGUCCUCCGCUCAUGGAUCUCCUCUCAGAUUGAGGGUGUUCAUCGCAGGGAGGAACCGGCUGGAGAACGAAGGAGCCAGCGCCCUCGCUAAGGCCUUUCAGCUGAUGGGCAGCCUGGAGGAAGUCCACAUGCCUCAGAAUGGCAUCAACCAUGCCGGAGUGAUGGCGUUAGCUUCAGCCAUGAGACACAACCCGGAGCUGCGGGUCCUGAACCUCAACGACAACACCUUCACCAAGAGGGGAACGCUCGCCAUGGCCCAGGCUCUGAGGCACCUGAGGAACGUUCAGGUGAUAAACUUUGGAGACUGUCUGGUCCGCUCUGAAGGAGCCAUCGCCCUCGCUGCUGUCCUCAGAGAGGGACUGCCCAUCCUCAAGGAGAUCAAUCUGUCGUUCGGCGAGAUCACGGAGGGCGCCGCUUUGGUGGUGGCUCAGGCCGUCAAAGACAAACCCGACCUGGAGAAAGUGGAUCUGAACGGUAACUGUCUGGGAGAGGAGGGCUGUGAAGCUCUGAGGGAAGCUAUGGAGAAAGGAGACAUGCUGGCAUCACUCAGUGAUGAUGAGGGAGAACCCGAUGACGAGGAUGAAGAAGAUGAUGAAGACGACCACGAAGAAGACGAGGAGGAUGAGGAUGCCAGUGACGACUGUAAUGAAGACAGUGAGGACGGGGACAUCCUGAAGGACAACGGAACAAUGAAAAAAGACGGCAGUCCUGAAAAACCUCAGAGCUCGGCAGAGAUCAUGUCCUUCCUCAGCUGCCCCUCUGCCGAGAAGCUCCUUCAGCUCGGAGAGACCAGGACAAACGUGCAGCAACAGGUCGAUGCGUCUGACCCCCACACGGCGGCGGAAGUCCUGCUGAAAAUCGCCUCUCUGUACAGUGAGGAACCGGAGACAAAGACGGCAGUGCUCGAAACUAUAGAUGCCGUCCUGAAGAAGCUCCUCUCGGGAUCAGACCUCUCGUCCUACUGCUUCCUCUCCACGCUGCUCGUCAUGAUGGGACUCCUCAAGGGAGAGGGGAAGAUGAAGAAGGUGACGCUGGUCCCAGGUCAGCUGUUGUGUUUGGAGCACGCUGUUCAGCAGGAGUAUUUCCCGCAGCACGUCGCCUCGCUGCUCCACACCUUCACCUCCAGAAACAGUGAAGCUCUGGAGUCCUGCAGCAGCGCCAGUGAGAGGCUGAGCAACACUCUGGAGAAAAAGUGCCACUGAUGAACACACACACACACACACACACACACACACACAUACGCCUUAAUGUGUAAACCAACCGGGAAACUUUACACUUGAACAUGGGACAUAUACGACCACUUACUGUUUCUGCACUCCUUAUUUGUAUAUUUUAUGAAGGCACACAGAUCGUCUUAGUUUUUAUUUUUCUACUUAAUCCUUGUGUCUUAUUUUUUUAUAGAAAUAAUAAAAAUAUUAGAAAUACACACCAGGUAAUCUUUGGGUGAAUGUGUAAAGAAUGUAACCUGGACUCUCAUUCCACUAAUCGUUGCAGCUCUAAAGACAUAUCUACACAAAAGUCCGGGUUGACACGUUAAAGGCAUUCCCAGGUGUUGCUCAAUUUGGGAUUUGUACAGUAAAUGUAGACGGAAGAAUUGCAGGUGUUCAGCAUCCUGAUACUGCGACUCAUUUUGCUGUAUUUUAUUACGUAUAUGAUCUCAUAUGCUGCUAUUUGUUGCUGUGAAAACGUUGAGGGAGACAGAAAUUAAAAGGGCAAUUAAAAAUGAAUCUAUAUAUCAAAAUGAAAAGCUGGCUUCUGUUUUUGUGUUUUACUGAUCAGAUGCAAUCAUUACAGAAGGUCCAGUGAAGUCAAUGUGCAUCAGACUGUGAGCAGGAAUGAGCUACACACACACACGAGCCUUAACACACAGCUGCAUGUGUGUAUACCCUGCACUGAUCCCAGUCAUAACACUGCAGAGCUCAGGGGACCAGGAUCACUUUUACCUCUUCUUUUUUUUAAUCCAUAAACAUCAUUCAAAAUGUGUUCUCAUGUGACUUUGUGUUCCCUCACAUUGUGAUGUAAGGGAACAUUUCAAGCUAACGGGAUUAGGACUUUCAAUGCUUUUCGGAUUAACAUUAGACCGUGUGGACUGCAUUUUGUUUUGACAGGAUUGACGUGUUUGUACUGUCAGAAAUAUAACUAAUACAACAA
Eleginops maclovinus (Patagonian blennie) is the source of this 2763-nucleotide messenger RNA. RefSeq names its product Ran GTPase activating protein 1b (gene rangap1b). NCBI's taxonomy places the organism in Eukaryota, Metazoa, Chordata, Actinopteri, Perciformes, Eleginopidae. Gene Ontology annotation, biological process: activation of GTPase activity; signal transduction; nucleocytoplasmic transport. The transcript is spliced from 16 exons. Gene Ontology annotation, cellular component: nucleus; cytosol; perinuclear region of cytoplasm. Gene Ontology annotation, molecular function: small GTPase binding; GTPase activator activity. The record is from RefSeq and is a predicted model, not a curated record. Bases 99 to 1814 code for a protein of 571 amino acids.